AUGGAUGGCCAAAAGCCCCGUGCUGACCAAGACUCGCCCUCGCCGCCCGCCCGCGAACCCACCGCCGACCACGACUGUGGCCUCGUCCACGGCUUUCUCUCGCGCCUGUUCCAGGAUCGCUUCCUCGCCAGCAGCCCCGCCGCCGCCGCCGCCCCACCACCGGCGAACAAUCUCGUCCCCUUCUUCUCCGCCGCCAGCGUCUUCGCCUCGCCCCAAGCCCACGCCCACGCCCACGCCCGCGCCCACGCCCACGCCCACGCCCGCGCCCCCGCCGCCCUCGCAGCCCCCGUGACCGGUCGCAGCAGCCCCCCGGCCCCGGCUGCCCCAAUGCAGCGCACCCACCAUGUCGUCUUCUGCGUCGAGGACACGGUCGGCCUCAGGGACGACAAGUACACCGUCGGCGUCGUCGACCGCUCCUUCACCGACGUCGACACGCACGAGCCCCGCCCCCAGCGCGACUACGGCGAGGACAUCGAGCGCCACCCCGACGUGCCCCUCGCCGAGUUCCACAAAUUCAUGAAGACGGGCAUCCCGCCCCGCGGCACCGUCCUGGUCUCGUGGCAGACGCAGCUCAGGACCGAGCUCAUCCCAGAGGCCGCCCUGCAGCUGCUCGACCGCGCCCUGUAUGUCGGCGAUGUCGUCAAGCGCCGCGCCGAGGACCACAUGAGCGGCACCGUCAUCGGCACAACCGCCGUCUGCACCCUGUUCCCCGCCUCGCUCUUCCACAGCGGCCACAUCACGCAGGCCACCACCGACGACCUCUCCAUCCGCAACGUGCCCGCCAACGAGCUCCUCAACGUCCACGAAUACGUCCAAGGCGCCAUCGUCGUCUACCGCGACUGGGUCGGCCGCAUCGAGAACGUCUACGACCAGGUCGCCAUCAAGCUGUCCAACAACUCGGUCGUCGUCGUCGAGGACCCGGCCGAGCUCGAGCACGACGAGGUCACCGUGGCCGUCGAGCGCCUCAGCGUCGGCGACACCGUAAAGACCAAAAAGGGCAAUCUGCGCCGAGGCCUGUGGAGAUACGGCGCCUUCGACCCCAACGUCAAGCCCGAGGGCAUCGUCGUCGAGACAAGACCGAUCGAAGUCGACGUGCAGUGGUUGGCGAGGAGCAUCGCCGCCACAGACACCCAGUACGCCGCCGAAGAGCCACCGGCCAACCUGGGCCGAGACGAGUUGGAGAGCGCCAGCUUCUACCGAUACGAUGCCUCGGCUGGCGCCGCCUCCACCCUUCCCCUCUCGCCCAACGGCACAGAUCGCGCCUACCAUGUCGCCGACGUAGCCGUCGGCGACCGUGUGCGCUUCAAGGAUCUUUCGGCCGCCGCGCUCAAGUACGACGGCACCCACACCCUACCCAACGGCUACCCCCAGGGCAAGCUCACCCGCUUACCCCGCACCGACACGCUCGGAUACGACAUGAACGUCUUCCUCGUCAUGCAGACCCACACACGGGUGACGGUGCAGUGGCAAGACCUGACCAUCACCGAAGACGUGAGCUCGUCACUCAUACCGGAUCCGAAUGUCGAGGACGACGACGAGGUCUGGCCGGCAGAGGUCAUCUGCAGCAAGGAGGACAAGGCUGCUGCCUCUGAUGUCGGCCAGUGGAUGAAGGAGCCGCUGAAGGUGGGCAUUGUCCAGGCAGUCAAGUCACGCGACCGGAUAGCCAGCGUCCGCUGGUUCAAAAACCACGACAUCAAGUUCUUCGGCGCCGACCUGCUGCGGCCUGCAACCACGGGUGAGCUGUCCGAGACGGCAGAGGACGUCAGCCUGUACGACAUAUAUUCCUCCCCUGCCCUGACACGACGACGAGGCGACUUCGUCCUGAUCCAUCCCUCCGGCGUGCAGGGGGACCUCUCCCAUGUCAGCGGGCCCGAUUGGUUUGGUGAGGUCGUUGAUCUCGGCCUCGACGGCAGAGUCACAGUCCGCCUCGGCGCUGCGAAGCCCGUCACCGACAUUCGAGUCGUGUAUGAAAAGGUCACGCUGGCGUACAGCAGCGACAUGGAUAACGAAUUCCUCAACACGCAGGAGCUGGAUGGCGACUCCAUCGAAGAUUCCGAGGAAGACAUGUCUGACUUUGACUCGGCCUCUUUCAACGAGAUGUGGAUCGAGUACGAAGGCAUGGAGGGCGAGCCACCGGUGGGAGACGAGGCGGACUGGUCGACCGAGGAUGAGGAAGAGGCAGAAGAAGAGGACGACGACGACGACGACACGUCCAUGCCUGAUCUCGAACCGACAGACGGCGUGGACACGUCCAAAACAACGCCAGACCCUGCAAACUCAGCCUCGACGGAUUCGACAAACGACGCUGCGGCGCGAGAGGAGACCACGGAAACGGUCACAGACGCACUGGCACCGUUCCUCAUCCUCGACACUCCCCCUCCAUCGAGCCACCACUACCUGCAAAACACAUCAGCCUCCUCAUCGGCGUUCAUGCGCCGCAUUGCGAAAGAACACAAGAUCUUGCGGAAUUCUCUACCGCCCAACAUCUUUGUCCGCACCUGGGACUCGCGUCUUGACCUCAUUCGAGUUCUCAUUAUUGGCCCAAGCGACACACCAUACGAGUACGCACCUUUUGUCAUCGACUUCCAUCUCGGCUCCUCGUACCCGCAAACACCGCCCGAAGCCUUCUUCCACAGCUGGACAAGCGGCAACGGUCCCGUCAACCCCAACCUGUACGAGGACGGGAAGAUCUGCCUUAGCCUGUUAGGCACGUGGCACACCGACGAGCGCAACGAGAGCUGGAGCCCAGCCAAAAGUACCCUUCUACAGGUCCUCGUGUCCAUCAUGGGCCUGGUGCUCGUCAAAGACCCCUACUACAACGAAGCCGGCUACGACGUUCAACGCGCCGCGCCCGAAACCCGACUCAGCUCCGCCCUCUACACGGAACGCGCAUACUUCCGCGCCCGCGCCUUCAUCACCCACGCCCUCAGCAACGAAGUCGCGCCUUUCACACAAGAACUGCAGUACCUGUACCGCAGCGACGCACCAGACGCGCCACGUCUGCUCGACAAAGCCAUUGAAGCUGCCAACGACGUCGUCCAGCGCAGCUCUGCCGCCGGCGAGGCAGGCGAGCGCGAUGGGCUGCGAACUGUGAGUCUCGGCGCUGUCGUUAUGCUGAAGCGACAGGUAGAAAAGCUAGAAGCGCUUAGACAGGGGAGUACGUCGACGUAG
Messenger RNA from Ascochyta rabiei, 3171 nucleotides. Its product is annotated as (E3-independent) E2 ubiquitin-conjugating enzyme. The transcript has a single exon. NCBI's taxonomy places the organism in Eukaryota, Fungi, Ascomycota, Dothideomycetes, Pleosporales, Didymellaceae. The record is from RefSeq and is a predicted model, not a curated record. Bases 1 to 3171 code for a protein of 1056 amino acids.